AUGGCGGUGAACAAAUUAGGAUCAAAGUUUAAUCUUCAAAAUCUGGAACUCUAUCACCCGAAGUUGUCAGAGAAUUAUCCCUAUGACUGCAAGAAUACAGAAUGGUUAUCAUGUGAAAAGCAAAAGAAUUCACAAAAUACACCAAAAGUUAAUAAAAGAAAAAAGCAGACACAGAUUCAUCGACAGGUCUUUCGAAAACUUGAUACUGAUAGAAAUAGUGUAGACCCUAUUGAUACUAGACGCCAUAUUAACAGCGAAUUGCUAAUCAGCGGCAAACCAAUUACGACACCAUGCCUUACUCAGACCAAGUUAACCUCCUUCUUUAAAUAUGCCUCGAACAGCUUUCCUGUUCAUGGAUCAUACGAAGGUAAUGACGAUGAGGAUAGCAGCAUGGAUCAAAUCAACAAAUGCUUGCAUACUAGUGCAACUUCGACCACUUUAAAAAAUAAUGAUAAGUUAACUGCUAACGAAAGCGAUAUUCCAAGUGACAGAUUUAGUUCUACAGAUAAUUGCAAUAAAAGUAAAAAUAUUAUGGCAAGUUAUCCCAGUGGAGAAGAGGAUGUCGAGUUUAUCAAAAAUGAUAUUAAUUUAGACAUUUUUACCGACAGUGCCCGAGUGCCGCCUGUUGGAGAUAGCAAUUUGCAGAUAUCUGAAUUGCAUUAUGAGGACGUCAAUGACUUUGUAAAAGUUACAGACCCUCCAUCACCGAUAAUAUUUACUCAAUGGACGCAAGACUCUCUUUUAGACGAAUAA
Trichoplax adhaerens is the source of this 753-nucleotide messenger RNA. RefSeq lists its product as uncharacterized. The transcript is spliced from 2 exons. Bases 1 to 753 code for a protein of 250 amino acids. NCBI's taxonomy places the organism in Eukaryota, Metazoa, Placozoa, Uniplacotomia, Trichoplacea, Trichoplacidae. The record is from RefSeq and is a predicted model, not a curated record.